UGUGGGAUCUUCAUUAGCAGCACCCCCAGCGCCCCGUGGGUCGGCACCAGCUCCCACCCACGGGGUGCCGUGCCCAGCGCGGUGUCCCCCGUGUCCCCCCGGCGCCAUCCCCAGCGCAGGAGCGGGGGCAGCGCUGGGCAGGGCACAGCCGCGGUGCCCGGGCUGGCUGCCAGGGCACGGCCGCCCCUGCGGGCACCACAGCCUGGCUCUGUGCCGCCCGGGGGCUCCAUAAAACCCCGGGCCGGGCACACCGCGCCCGCCCGCCCGGCAUGGAGAGCCGGAGCCUGCCCUCCCACGGCCGCCGCUUCGGCCCCUCCGCCCCGGGCCGGCUCCGGGCGCCCCGCAGCCCCCGGCCGAGCCCCGGGCCGGGCUCGGGCAGCGUGGAUUUCUCGCUGGCCGCGGCGCUCAACUCGGAGUUCAGGGAGACGCGCAGCAGCGAGAGGGUGGAGAUGAUGGAGCUCAACGAGCGCCUCGCCGGCUUCAUCGGGAAGGUGCGGCUGCUGGAGCGGCAGAACCGGGCGCUGCUGCUGGAGCUGGGCCGGCAGCGGCAGCGGGAGCCCUCCCGUGCCGACGGCUACCGGGAGGAGCUGCGGGAGCUGCGGCGCCGCGGGGAGCACCUGGCCACCGCCACGGCCCGCCUGCAGAUGGAGAGGGACAACCUGGCCCAGCAGCUCGGCAGCCUCCAGCAGAAGCUGCAGGACGAGGUCACCCUGAGGCUGGAGGCCGAGAGCAACCUGGCUGCCUACAGACAGGACGUGGACAAUGCUGCCUUGGCUCGCCUGGCCCUGGAGCGGCGCGUGGGGACCCUGCAGGACGAGAUCGCCUUCCUCCACAAGGUCCACCAGGAGGAGCUGCGGGAGCUGCGGGAGCAGCUGGCCCAGCAGCGGGUGCACGUGGAGGUGGACGCGCGCAAGGCGGAGCUGUCGGCCGCGCUGCGCCACAUCCGCAGCCAGUACGAGGCCACGGCCGCCAGCACCGCCCAGGACACCGAGCAGUGGUACAAGUCCAAGUUUGCAGACCUGACGGACGCGGCUGCCCGGCACGCUGAGGCGCUCAGGGCGGCCAAGCAGGAGGCCAGCGAGUACCGGCGCCAGCUCCAGGCCCUCACCUGCGACCUGGAGGCUCUGAGGGGCUCGAACGGGUCCCUGGAGAGGCAGCUGCGGGAGCUGGAGGAGCGCUACGCCCUGGAGACGGCCGGCUACCAGGACACGGUGGGGAGGCUGGAGGAGAACAGCCAGAGCCUCAAGCAGGAGAUGGCCCAGCACCUGCAGGACUACCAGGACCUGCUCAACGUCAAGCUGGCCCUCGACAUUGAGAUCGCCACGUACCGCAAGCUGCUGGAGGGAGAGGAGAGCAGGAUCACCAUCCCUGUGCAGAGCUUCUCCAAGCUGCAGAUCCGAGAGACCAGCCUGGACACCAAAUCUGUGUCAGAAGCUCACGUGAAGAGGAGCAUCGUGGUCAAAACUGUGGAGACCCGAGAUGGAGAGGUGCUGAAGGAGCCCAAGCAGGAGCCCGAGGAGGUGCCCUAGGGCGGGGCAGCCGCGGCCCGCAGGUGCCAGGGGAGCCCCGGGGGCGCUUGGGGGCACCUCCCCGCCGUGCCCCCCUGGCCUCUCCGGUGCCCAGGCCCCGGGCGCCCCUUUAGGGGGCAGAGCUCCGGUCGGACCGGGCAGCACCCGCGGGGGUCCGGAGGGCCGGGAUGCUCUCAGGUCUGGGGGCCCUUCCUGCCUCACCCUGGUCUCCAGGGAGAGACUCUGUCCUGUUUCACCUCCGUGCACCCUCAGACAACACGAUGGUGCCAGGAGCAGCUCCCUGCGUCCACUCCCUGGCCUGGGAGGCCUCCUGCACCUCCCCAGGGCACCCGGGCCCUGAGAGCCGCGGCUGGGGGGAUGCAGGGCCGAGGUCCCGGCUGGACAGGGACAUUUCCCUGUCACCAAGCACUGGGUGAGCUCAGCUGGAGGCAGGGCAGGGCCGAGGAGGGAGAGGCAGGGGUGGAGAAGGGGGAUGAUGGAGAGGCAGGGGCAGGAGGAAGAGGAGGGUGGAGAAGCAGGAUGCUCGUGGGAUGGUGGCAAGGGGUGACAAAAAGGGCAUCAGGAGGGGAUCCUGAGGGGGCUCAGGUGUCUGGGGUGGGUUGUGGGGUUACACAGUGGCCUCAAGGGCUUCUCCUGGCACAGAGCCAUGGGGCUGUCCUGAUCCCACUGGGUGACUGCCACCAAGGUGUCCCCAACACAGGAAAAACAGGGAAAACCAGACCUGAGGGGUGACCCACGGCCCUGAGGCAGGGGAAUCUCAGGCAGGUGAAAAUGGAGAGGAGAGGGGUGCAGAGGAGGAGGAAGAGGAGGAAGGUGUCAGGGCACCUGUGAGGGCCUCACAGCCCAAGGUGCCACCUGCAGCCGAGGAGUGACGGGGGAGCCUCGUCACUUGGGGGUCACUCUGGGAGCCAGGGACUCUGGGGCUGCCCCAGCCACUGUCCCUGCCCCACACAGCUGAGCCCACCCUGCCCGGGCAUUCAGGAAGGGACUGGAGGAAACCCCUUGUCCCUGGGCUGCACGGGGCCCUGUCCCCCACCUGCCCUGGCCCCCGGGGCCAUUGCCCAGCCCGGUGCUCCCCACAGCCCCAGCCCCAGCCUGGCUGCGGGCACUGACCUGCCAGGACCUGCCCGGUGCCCUGACACGGAACAGCAGCACCUCCCGUGCCCCGAGAGCCUUUGGGAUGAGCAGGGCUGCCCUCGGGUGCUGUCCCCUCUGUCCCCUCUGUCCCCUCUGUCCGGGGCCGAGCAGCUCCGCUCUGAGCCCAGACCCACAACAGGGCAGGAGGUGCUGUGGGAGAGCUGGGUGGUGCCCGGGCAGGAAUGCAGGGGAUGGGACACCAGGAGCAGCCUCCCUGCUGCCGAAUUAAUGCACUAACGCUGCUGCAGGAUGAGAAUAAAGCUAACGAACACACUGA
Molecule: messenger RNA, 2943 nt
Organism: Passer montanus (Eurasian tree sparrow)
Lineage: Eukaryota; Metazoa; Chordata; Aves; Passeriformes; Passeridae
Gene: GFAP
Product: glial fibrillary acidic protein
Exons: 9
Coding region: 270-1529 (419 amino acids)
Biological process (GO): regulation of chaperone-mediated autophagy; intermediate filament organization
Cellular component (GO): intermediate filament; cytoplasm; cell projection
Molecular function (GO): structural constituent of cytoskeleton
Source: RefSeq, a predicted model, not a curated record